AUGGAAAAAACCAAAGCAUACGAAGAUAAAUUACAAGAUGAAGCAAAACAUGUUUCUAUAGAAGAGCAGAGACUUUCUAGGGCUUCCAGAUUGCCGUUUCGUGUAGUCAUUUUUGGAGAUUUCAAGAAGAUCAGCCGUAUUUUAAAGUCAGUGUUUUUCAUCAAUCAUUUAAAGACAGUCGAAACGUUUGAAUUUGGAAGAAGCCUUGCAAGUGACGAAAAUCCUCAUUUUGUAGCGACCUGUGCGAAUCUGUGUUCAUCAAAUUGCUUACCCAUCCUAUCAUGGAUAAAACAACAACAGGAGGACUCAAGUCUUUACAGGCUUCACUGCAUAUGGUGGGUUGCCGAUCUGAAUACUAUUACCUCCGAUGAUAUCCUUUUGCUGCGGUAUUUUCAAGGAUGCCGGGUACCUAUUAUAAGUAUUCUUUAUGCCUUAAAGAGUUUGGUAGGAGAUCUCCACAAACGUUACCGUGAAAGGGACGUAUUAAAUACCACUCCAAGCGUCAACGACGGGAAGGAGGAAGAUGGAAACCUUCGUCUAGCGAAGAAGAAGUUUUUGCUUUUGUCUAUGCUUUCAACCGUUUCCUACAAAAAUGAGGUAGUGCAUACAACAUGUCUUGCUCUAGAUAAAGACGAGUCAUAUCUUACGUUUGUAGCUGCUCAACAAGAGGACCCUCAUUGCAAAUUUCAUGCAGGCAUUUUAAGAGGAGUGCUGCAACUUAUAAUAGCUACCUCCGCAGCUACUACCCCAUUAGCCAUUCCCUUUUCGACAAUUGGAAUUGAGAAGUUAGCGAUUAGUCGACUAUGCAUAGACAUUAUUCAAAUAUGGGAUAUUUGCCCGGAGUCUGACUCCUUAAGAAAUGAGAUUUUGACUCAGAUUCCAAAGCCGGAGGAUAUUAUUAUGGAAGUUGGAAAAUCUAUUUUCAUGAUAAUGUUUGUACCGCUGUGGUUUAUUAAGGGAUUAUGGGAAGUUCCAGCUGCUGCCAAGCUUAUCAUUGCAAGCCUUGCUGAUGUCAGCCUUCCUAUGGAACGCAUGUAUUAUUUUGUCAAAGCCGGGGGACAACUGGAUCCUCCAAUUAUCUCUCUUUUUUUUCACUUUUAUAAGGUGUAUGUUCAGCCGAAGAUGAUGGAGUACCUAAAAGAAUCGACUACUUUUAACAUUGUUUCAGGGUUUUCUACUACAUUGGUGUACCAUGAAGCAGUGCGAGUACUUCAAAGAUUUCGCUAUGUUUCCAAAUCAAAAGCAGAAGAUUUGAAGCUUCCCCACAUUGAUCCAGAGGACGAGUCUUUUUUAUUUGAGUAA
Schizosaccharomyces osmophilus is the source of this 1302-nucleotide messenger RNA. Its product is annotated as Schizosaccharomyces specific protein. The coding region runs from base 1 to 1302 and encodes 433 amino acids. Lineage: Eukaryota; Fungi; Ascomycota; Schizosaccharomycetes; Schizosaccharomycetales; Schizosaccharomycetaceae. The transcript has a single exon. The record is from RefSeq and is a predicted model, not a curated record.